ACAUAAACCUUCAUUUAGUAAAAGUCUUGGAAAUGGUCCAAAUCCGGUUGUUGGUAGAGUCAUAAUUCAAACUGAAUGGUUCAAACCAAUAUAAAAGGAUUUGGGUAGUUUUUUUCGUUUAAAGGUAUGUCAUAGAAUACAUUUUGAUAUACUUUUGGGUCCAUCACUCUAAAUGAUGAUUUUAUUAAUUUAUCCUUACAUUUUUUGGGAAACACGCUUGUCUGACUGAGCAUAACUAAUAACAUAAAAGCCAAUUUAUUAUCAGUGAUCUGUACCACCUGUUUGGAAAAAGUCCUCUGUGUGAGAAUAUAACAAAGCAUUUUCAGCCCAGCAAAUUUACUUUUUGUGAUUGUCUUUCUUCUUCUUCUUCUUCUUCUAAUUCACAAACAAAGUUCAUCAGAAAACCAAUAUUUCUGGUCCUUGAAGAAGCUAUGACAAAAAGCAAAAUUUUAAAUCACUUCACUUUGUUGUUGAUCCUUAUAGUCUACACCUGUUUUCUAAAGGGAGUAACCUCAGAAGAUUACAUAGUUGGUGAUGGUGAUGAAUGGAACAGCCAAGGCAACUUUUUAACUUGGUCAACAAAGUACAACUUCACUGUUGGUGAUGUGCUUGUUUUCAAGUACGUAAAGGGACAACACAAUGCAUAUGAGGUAGAUGAGAAAACGUUUCGAUCAUGUGAUGCGAGCAGCGGCGUGUUGACAAAGUAUGAGAGUGGAAAUGAUAAAGUCAAACUCACUGAAGCCAAGAAGUAUUGGUUUAUAUGUAAUGUAUCAGGCCAUUGCUUUGGUGGAAUGAGAUUUAGCAUUGAUGUUAAACAAGGUAAUAAUCCCUCUUCUGAUGAUACCAAUCCAACCACAGAUGGUUCUCCAACUUCUCAACCUGAUGAGCUGCCAGCAGUUCCACCUUCCAGCUCUAGUAGAAGCACUUUGUCCAGUGACACUUGGAAAAAUGGGAUUUACACUUUGGUAUUUGUGAUCUUAUUCAAAUUGUUUUAUUAAUGAAAUCAGCAAGUUUUGAUUUUUUUUUUUGUAAUUGUUGUGCAUAGUAACAUUCUUUCAGUUCAUAAAACAACCACUGAUCUUUAGCUUCCCAAGAUUUGUAGACACUAUGGUGUUGGGAAGUUAGUGUAUGAUGGCUGAAAGCUAUGUAUUUGGUACAUUUAUACAUACACAACGCACAUAGAACUUUAUUGGUAUGUCUGAAAUAAAUUUUUGUGUAAUGAUCAAGAUUAUUAGCAAAGAGCACAAGUGGCACACUAAGCAUUUAAACAUAUAGUGUGCUUUUUCUAUUUCUGUGGACCAAACAAAAACAGAUUCUCAGCAUCAAAUCUGAUACACUUUGCUGAGUUACACUAGAGUACUAAAUAUAUAUGACAUAUUGAAAAUUAAUAGAUUAUUCAGUAGAAAUCUUGCUUCCAUUUAAAACAUUAUGUUUUUAAGCUUGAAGUGAAGUGAGUUCUUAUCUCAUUUGAAGAACUGUAACUUAGUUAUGAAAUCAAUAAGAGGGCUGGUUGUGAAGAUGGUGCUGAUAGUCAAUGCUGCUGCUAUUAUCUGAAACUUUAGACAUCUCAGAUAAACC
Molecule: messenger RNA, 1578 nt
Organism: Cannabis sativa
Lineage: Eukaryota; Viridiplantae; Streptophyta; Magnoliopsida; Rosales; Cannabaceae
Product: mavicyanin-like
Exons: 2
Coding region: 432-998 (188 amino acids)
Cellular component (GO): plasma membrane
Molecular function (GO): electron transfer activity
Source: RefSeq, a predicted model, not a curated record